Molecule: messenger RNA, 1419 nt
Organism: Lates calcarifer (barramundi perch)
Lineage: Eukaryota; Metazoa; Chordata; Actinopteri; Centropomidae
Exons: 2
Coding region: 150-1055 (301 amino acids)
Source: RefSeq, a predicted model, not a curated record
AGCAGGGGGCGCUGUCAGUCUGUUUCUGUUUGAGUUUCCUUUCAGUUUUGACUCCGUGAAGCAGCAGAUCAGCAGCAGACUGAAGCUGGAGCUGAACUCACGUCUGGACGGAAUCUCAGUGGUAAACAUCUGAGCCUGAAAACAGGACUAUGGGUAAUACCAUCAGCGAGGAGGAACAACUGAAAAGCUUUGUGGAGCAAGUCAGCGAUGGUCCAGAUCUGGGAGUUGAUCAGAAAAUUGUGAAGUUCUGCAGUCCUGAUUCGUCAGAGAACCUGAAACGAUACUAUGAGAAGAGGAAAAUGGAGACAGGCAACUUUGGUCAAGAUGCAGUCAAGAAAUUAUCAGAGAUGUUUGUCGGCUUGACCUUCGCCCCUGAACUGGCGGGCCUCGGAGCACUGGCCAUUGCCGUCCUGAUCGACCUAAUUUUUCUGAGUCCGUCUAAGGAUAGCACAAAGGAAGCUCUGCGAUGUGUGUUUGCAGAGGAGAAGGCCUCCGAGGUCUGGGAUCAGAUCGAUGAGUGUCUGAAGAGGUGCACCAUGAACAUUAAGAACAAAGUCCAGCUGAGGACCGACAUCGAGCGGAUCGAGUACAAGCUGAGUGAAGCUCUCACCAAGCUGAAGAACUCCAUGGUGAGGGAUGGACAGAUGACCUCUGAGGCUCUGAAGGCCUGGAUCAACGGGGCGGCCUUCCACAUCCAGAUGCUGAUCCACCUGGUGAGACUUGGAGGGAUUCCAGACUGCGAUCCUGUGGAGAGACUCAUCUCAACUUACAAGAGAGACCUGGACCCGCUGUUCAGAAAACACAAGGAAAUGAUAUAUAACAAGUGCAGUGGAGAUAUUAUCAGUAUGCAUGAUGAGGAUGGUAUAGUAAUGCUGGUGGGUGAAGAUUCACGGUCUUAUACUAUUAAUGAUGACAUCGGCUAUGACAGAUAUUAUGACGUUUAUUACGAUCACAGGUACGGCAGGCAGAAGUCUAUGGUUCAGCGGUACUUCAAUGACGUAAGAGAGAACCUGCACAGUCUGGUUCAUCAGAGAGGCUCCUUUAGUGUCUACUGAGACUCAGGCGGUGAAAUCUGAAGAGAUUCACCAAAAGUAUGCAAAUGUUUUGACCUGUUUGACUCAGACUUAACUGCAUGUCAUAGAUUUGUGAUUUGGACUCGUCACGACUGAUUGUAGAUUGUGGAUGUUUGGACUCAGACUUGUCUCGGCCUUGGAGGUCUUUCGACUCAGACCUGCUUCAGUAUCGUGGGGCUAUUAACUUUUUGGACUCAGACAGGACUUGUCAUGAUCUCAAGAGUGUUUCGACUCAAAUUCAUCAGUCAAACAUAUCUCAUUGUAACUCGGACUUGGGUGUUUUGACUCAAAAUGGUCUCAGUUUUAAGGUCUUUUUGAUGAAUAAAAGCUUAAGUUCAAACACUAA